Molecule: messenger RNA, 4634 nt
Organism: Calypte anna (Anna's hummingbird)
Lineage: Eukaryota; Metazoa; Chordata; Aves; Apodiformes; Trochilidae
Gene: SCG3
Product: secretogranin III
Exons: 12
Coding region: 256-1674 (472 amino acids)
Biological process (GO): protein localization to secretory granule
Cellular component (GO): secretory granule membrane
Source: RefSeq, a predicted model, not a curated record
CCCCCGUCUCCUCCCCCUGCCCGGGGCUGGCGGCGGGGAAGGGCUCGACCAUUUCUGCGGGAUCGGGGAACAGGGGCUGUAGCGGCUCUGCCCAGCGGCGCCUCCGCUCUGCGGUUCAGCACCGCGGCCUUGGACAGCGCCCGCCGGGACCCCGGAGCUUCCGGAACAGCGGCCCCGACCCAGCGCUCCGCUCCCCCUCCGCGGGGACCGGGCGGCACCGACACCGACACCAGCACCGGCAGGAGCAGGAGCAGGAUGUUUCUCCAGCUGGCAGUCGUGGUGCAGGUGCUGUCGCUGCUGUCGAGCCGGGUGCAGGGCUUCCCGAAACCCGCGGGCAAAGAUAAAGCUAUACACAACAGACAAUUAAGUGUUGAAAGACCGUUGGAGGAACAGAUUGCUGAAGCUGAGGCAGACAAGAGAAAAGUAGCUCCCACAGAAAAUAAGCCAGAGUUCAGGAAUUAUUCCUUUGCUGAUGACCUGAACCUGCUAAAAUCUGUAGCAGAAAGAGAGAGGAAUGAGAAGCAGAGAGAGUCAAUCAGAAGCUCUCUGUAUGAGGUGCAGCUGCCCAGUGAUGAUGCAGACUCCACCAAGAACCGCAGGCUUGUGGAUGAGUACGACUCCACUAAAAGUGGGCUGGACUAUAAAUACCAAGAUGAUCCAGAUGGCCUCCAUCAAUUAGAUGGCACUCCUCUGACUGCUGAAGACAUUGUUCAGAAAAUUGCUGCAAGAAUUUAUGAGGAAAAUGAUAGAGGAGUGUUUGAUAAGAUUGUUUCAAAACUUCUGAAUCUGGGACUAAUCACAGAGAGUCAGGCCUACACUCUAGAAGAUGAAGUGGCAGAAGUUUUACAACAGCUAAUUGCAAAUGAAGCAAAGGAUCGUGAGAAGGAGUCUGAAGAUUUUGAUUACCCUCCAAGCAGAGCAGACAGUGAUACAAAAGGAAAGCAACAGGAAAAAAUGACACCAAGCAAAGCUGAUCAGGAUAGUCUCAUUAAUGGAGAAAUUGAUGAUACACUGGAUAACACAUGGUCAUCAUCUAAUAUCUUGGAAAGAAGAAAUGAGCUGCCUUCUGAAGACAAUUUUGAAGACCUUCAAUAUUUUCCAAACUUUUAUGCACUAUUAAAAAGUCUUAACUCAGAGACAGAGGCAAAAGAGAAGGAAACCUUGAUAACUAUCAUGAAAACCUUGAUUGAUUUUGUGAAGAUGAUGGUUAAAUAUGGAACAAUCACACCAGAAGAAGGAGUUUCCUAUCUAGAAAACUUAGAUACAAUGAUAGCUGAACAGACAAAGAAGAAGCUGGAGAAUCCCUCCACUAAAACCAGGGAGGAGGUUUUAAAGCUACCAGCAGAUAAAAGUAGCGAAGAAGCAGACAGUACAAAGGAAGAAGCAGCUAAAAUGGAAAAGGAAUAUGAAAUCUCAAAGGAUUCCACAAAAAUUGAUGACCACAAUGCAGCAGGGAACAGUGAAGAGCCCAGAGGGAAAGCUGAGGCCUAUUUGGAAGCAAUCAGAAAGAACAUAGAAUGGCUAAAAAAACACAACAAACAAGGUAACAAAGAAGACUAUGAUCUUUCAAAGCUGAGAGAUUUCAUUGAUCAGCAAGCUGAUGCUUAUGUGGAAAAGGGCAUCCUGGACAAGGAAGAGGCUGAUGUAAUUAAGCGUAUAUAUGGCAGCCUGUAAUGACCUAGUGGCUGCCCAACCUGUAGAAAACUAGUAUAGCUUCCCCUACUCCUGGCUCAAUGAAUUAAGAUCUGUUAUUUUGAGGAUAUCACUAGGAAUGCUCUGUUUACAUUGUACCAACAACUUUCUGGACAGAGAGGAAGAGCUGUAGUGCUCCAGACACUGACUGCAUACUCGAUUUUCCUACACUCGUAAAUCAACCCUAAAUGCCAAAUUCUGACUCAGAAUCUCUAUUUGGUAGGGCAAAUAUUUAUGUAAUGUUCUCUUUGAUUUAUUGUUUGCAUUUGGUUUACUUCUGUACAGAAACCAAUAGUUUCUGAUGGAAAAUUCUUUUAAUGCUAUCUUUUUGCUCUCAAUUCCCCUAGCUUUCUAUAGAUGCAACUAUGUAAAGGGCAUUAUUAGAAAAUAGUUCAUAGUUCUUUAAAUAAAAUAUUUGAAAAUAAUUAACCUAUUAAAGUUUUCAUUAAUCUUACUAUGAUUUAAUAUUCAGAAAUCUUGCUGUUAAAUCCUUCUUUUUCUUUUCUUUUUUUGUUUACCCUUUUUGAUUUUCUUAUGUAUUCUAAAAUUUGGACUACAGUGUCCUUAGCUAACUGAUUCUCUGUUACUGUUAUCUGGCACUACAACUACUUUGAUGUAUCUCUGGCACUACAACUAAUUUUCAUAUCACAGAGCUAUAUUCUCCCCCUUGUUGCUUCAUUCAGCAUGUAUAAACAUUCUGUUUGGUCCACCAUUUGAUGAUUGUGCAUGCAUAAUUAGUUGAAUUCCUGAUGUGAGUAGCCUUAUAAGAAGUGUAAAUAGCCAUUACUUUCUUUAAAGAAAAAAAAAAAAAGAAAAAGAAAAGAAAGCAAUUUGGGUCAUUUUGCAUGGGGAGGGGCAUUUGCAAGUAGAGAUGAUUUUAGGAAUAUGGGCCCUGUUUUUCAUAAAGAAACUGAGCCUGUCAUAUCUCAGCAUGCAUCCCUGAAUAUCAAGGCUGUGGUGUGUUUACUGACGUCUAGUCUGUGUUGAGUAGCAUUAAUUUUGAAAACUAUCUUUUGACAUAUAUACACUAUCGUUAGCCAAGAAUCUGGUGCCUCCUAAACAAUGAAAAAGGAAAACAAGAACACCCUCAAUUCUUCUCAGCUUACAGAGUCAAAAACUGUUAGGUGAUGGAAAGGCUGGUACCUGCCUGCCAGUGAAGGGAGAUGGUGACUUACAGCACUGCACAAAGUUCUGCAAAUGUUAAAUGAGCAGAUCAGUUCCUUCACUUUUUUCAGUACAUUUGGACAUUAAGAAGGAGAUUUAAGAAAUGGUUUUUAGCCAACUGAAGUAAACUUUGCAAUCCUUGCAAAGCAUUAACUCAACAUUAUCAAGAGAACAUUAUUGGUAACAAAUAUUAAACUAAUACAAUAGCAAGUGCAAGAGUUUUAAAACUGAUGAUAAAUAAGCCCAUGAGUGCUUUCUAGCAUACAAAAAAUAUGUCACUGCCUCCUCAUACACAACCUGAUAUGGAUCAUUGAAUUGCAGUAUCAGUAAAUAAUGGUGGUAUUUAUUUGUAUGUAUCCAGGAAGGUAGUCAAUGUAGCCUUCCUCUUUGAAAAAAUAGUCCCUUAGAAACACUGCAGAAAACAAUCAGGAAAAGGAAAUACCUGUUAUUUUUGAAUCAGUGGAUUUAUUCUCAUCUAUUAUUAUUAUUAUUAUAACUAUUACUACUACUACUACUAUUACUAUUAUCAAAUGUUUCCAAAGAAAAGAAUUUCUUCUUGUCCCUACAGAUCGUGGUUGUUUUCUGCAAGUUCGUGAUUUACUUUCUUAGGUGACUGUCACACUGGAAAAGUGCUCUUUUGUAUUUAUGAAAGAAAUCAGGAGACAGAUAACUAACCAUAAACCUUUACAGUUGGGGAAGUGCUAUUGAUUUAAGAUCUCCACUUAAAAAACCAAAAUGGACAAACUUUCCUUCCCUAAUGGUUCCUUACAAAAAGAGCCAACUUUCUUCUCCUGUCAGUGGAAUGAGUAAUAUAAUAAUAUUAAUACUUUUCAUUGGAAGUUAGGUUCUUACUUUGGUCUCACAGGAGUCUAUGCAGGAGUCUGGUACUAAUGGAAAGAUGUCAUCAACUAGUGAUUUACAACUAUGAACAACUUGUGCCCACAAAAAGGCUGGUAAAGGAUUUUUAACCUCUGAUUUUUGCAAAUUUUUAGAACUUGAACAAAGCGUAGAUUACAUCAUUCAGGAAAAAAAAUGUCCAAACAAUGGGUAUGUCCUGAUUCUAGCUUGGAGUAUUCAUGUCCUUGGACCUGCUCUGAGCUUACCCUGCUCCUGUGCCUCACUUAGGGCACAGGUACCAAUUAGAGUAAACCUGAUGAGUAGCUGAGGCCACAGCAAGCCCUCUGGCAGCUGAUGAACAAUCUCAGCUCCAUUCCUCAGUCUAGAUUCACUUUCCAUCCUGCCCAAGCCGAUUAAACUUGUUAUUUGAAUGUUUCAAAUACUGUUUUCGUUGCUGGUACCUGAAAUGAACAUCUAUCAGUAAAUCACACCUUUCAGAACUGCACAGUAAAAACCCAGCCAGCCUGAUGAAUCACCCUGCAUCUCUAUAAGGCUCUGGCUGCUGCUACACAAAUCAAACUGAGUGAUGUGAGUUUCAGCCUGCACCACAGACCAGUCCUUAUUCUGAAGGGAACAGUUGAAACACAUGAACACAGGACAACUGCUGCUGGUGUGUUUAUUACAUUCUUAGCAAAUCAUAUUCUGUCAAUGCUUUCCUUUUUCCUGGUGAGAAAGGUAUUUCCAACACCUGCACAUCCCUGGUUUGAAAUUGACACAAGUCAGCUUCUAUGUUCUUUGUUUCUCUACUGGAUCCUUCAGAAAUCCUUCAUUCCUUAAAUUAUCACUGAAAAUGUAACAAGUACACUAUAUAUGGUAUUCACCUUUUCUAUUAGACUAUAUUGUUUCUGAUACUGUACUUUAUUAAACACUUUACUACAAGC